GACUUUUUUACCCUCUCACCGCUACUCACCCAAAAUAGUGAUUAGACGAUUCAAAUGAUCAUAGAAUUCCUAAAACCCUAAACCCUCUCCCAUCCUAAAAUCAUUAUUAAGCAUGAGCAUGGAGAAGGAGAAAAAAGCUGAGCUUGCAAGUCUCCUAAAAUUUCUACCCCCUGUAGAGUUCUGCUGUGUUUAUGGCUCAGCUCUCCAUCCAAACAAUUAUAACAAGUCAACGAUGGUGGAUUACAUUCUUGGUGUAUCAGAUCCCAUGCAAUGGCAUUCUCAGAAUCUGAAAAUGAACAGAGAUCACUAUGCCUCAUCGAUGGUGUACCUUGGAGGGGCAAAACUGAUUACUCAAGUAGCAGAUGAAAUUGGUGUAGGAGUACACUUCAACCCAUUUGUUUCUGUGAAUGAUGAGAUGUUCAAGUAUGGAGUUGUUAGGAUGCAUGACUUGGUUGAGGACGUACUGAACUGGGAGACAUUCUACUUAAGUGGUCGUUUACAAAAACCUGUUCAAGUACUCGUGGAUAAUUUGGAUAUUGGAAAUUUAAAUUCUGUUAAUUUGAAGGGUGCAAUCUCUGCUGCUCUCCUCCUUUUGCCAGCCAAGUUCACUGAGGAACAUCUGUAUGCCAAAAUAUGUAGCCUCUCAUAUAUGGGUGACUUGCGGAUGCUGUUUGCAGAGGACAGAAACAAGGUGAAGAAGAUUGUACAAGUGCAGUUUGAUUUAUUCCAAACAAUGUACAAACCAUUGCUAGAAGAGUAUGGAGCCAAAGGGUUAUUACGAUUCUCCUCAUCUGAUGGUCAUCAAGCAAUUAUAUCUCAGGAUUGUGGUUUAUCUGUAGCUCGUUCCCUUGUUUCUUCUCUUCCUUCAAAGGUUCGAAGCCAAAUGGGGAUGAAGCUAGGGGAGAAAACGAAACUCAGUGAAUCAGGACGAGUACUACGUGAAGUGGUGGUUGGUUCAAGAGAAGAGGCUGCAGAAUGUAUGCGGGGAGUUUUGAGGCGCAAGGUUAUGGUUUCGAGUGCAAGGCAGGCUGUAUCUGGUCUAGUGGCUGUUGGUGGCGUUAAUGCCAUUAGAUAUCUUGCAAAUAAAAUGGAGAAGGCCUGGAAAUCCUGGACAUGAUACAAUUGCAGCUGUUCUUUUGAAAAAAAAAAAAAAAGUAGAAUUCUAACACAGGUAAGUUAAGCACAAGCAUCAUAAAUAAGAAAGCACACUGAUAAUCAACAUUAGUUGUUCUAUCGCAUUGCCAAAUGGACUUGUCUGGAUUUGCUGAUGAACCAUUUUUUUCCCACAGAACUGAGUUGUUGUUGUUUUUUUUAAUAUUUUAUUUUUUAAUUUUUGGUUUUGUAGGAAGUGGGAAAUGUAAAAGGAAUGCUGAAUGAGGGUUGAAAGAAUAGUUUUCAACUGGAGGUACUCAUGAUGUAUGAACAUUCAUAUCUGUUGCUAAUUCCUGCUGCAUUUGUUGGUUCUUUUUCUUCAAAAGUAUUUUUCUAAGACUUCCCAAGAGACAAGGUGUUAAAACACUAGUACAAAUAAAUUUGAUAUGCAUUGUUGAUUUAA
Messenger RNA from Vitis vinifera (wine grape), 1555 nucleotides. RefSeq lists its product as uncharacterized. Gene Ontology annotation, molecular function: phosphatidate cytidylyltransferase activity. Gene Ontology annotation, biological process: CDP-diacylglycerol biosynthetic process; cardiolipin biosynthetic process. Gene Ontology annotation, cellular component: mitochondrion. Bases 113 to 1117 code for a protein of 334 amino acids. Lineage: Eukaryota; Viridiplantae; Streptophyta; Magnoliopsida; Vitales; Vitaceae. The transcript has 11 exons. The record is from RefSeq and is a predicted model, not a curated record.